This is a messenger RNA of Xyrauchen texanus (razorback sucker), 2079 nucleotides long. RefSeq names its product triosephosphate isomerase A-like. Gene Ontology annotation, biological process: gluconeogenesis; glycerol catabolic process; glyceraldehyde-3-phosphate biosynthetic process. The transcript has 3 exons. Bases 46 to 429 code for a protein of 127 amino acids. NCBI's taxonomy places the organism in Eukaryota, Metazoa, Chordata, Actinopteri, Cypriniformes, Catostomidae. The record is from RefSeq and is a predicted model, not a curated record. Gene Ontology annotation, molecular function: triose-phosphate isomerase activity. Gene Ontology annotation, cellular component: cytosol.
CUGGCUUUCAUCAUCAUAUAUGAUCAUAACAGAAGCUUUGUCUUGAUGUUAGAGGUGGUGUGUGGAGCACCGUCCAUCUAUCUUGAUCAUGCUAGAUCUAAACUGGACCGAAGGAUUAGUGUGGCCGCCCAGAACUGCUAUAAGGUACCCAUAGGAGCCUUCACUGGGGAAAUCAGUCCAGCAACGAUUAAAGACUGCGGAGUCGAACGGGUGAUUCUGGGGCAUUCCGAAAGACGUCGUGAUUUUGGCGGGAGUGACGAGCUGAUUGGUCAGAAGGUGGCUCAAUGCCUAGAGAACGAUUUGGGUGUGAUCGCCUGCGUUGCGGAGAAACUGGAGGAGAGAGUGGCGGAAACCACUGAGGAGGUGGUGUUUGCACAGGCCAAAGUCAUUGCAGGUCAUUUACAAAAACACAAGCUACAUUUCAAGUAAAAUUUGUAGAGUAUUCUCCGUGCCCACCCCAAUCUGUCAAUGGAUCACCAGCUUUCUGACAGAAAGGCAGCAGCUAGUGAGACUCCAUUGUGAAGAAGGCCUAGCAGAGAUUGUAAUUCCUUCACCAGCUGAGGAAGUUCAACCUGCCACAGGCGCUGCUGAUUCAGUUCUACUCAGCAGUCAUUGAGUCUGUCCUGUGUACAUCUAUAACUGUCUGGUUUGGAUCAGCUACGAAAUCAGACAGAAGGAAACUACAACAGACAGUCAGGACUGCUGAGAGGAUGUUUGGUGCCCCCCUGCCCACCCUUGAAGACCUGUACAUCUCCAGAGUGAGGAAACGUGCAGGUAGAAACACUCUGGACUCCACAUCCCCUGCCCACACCCUGUUUGAACUGUUGCCCUCAGGGUGGCACUACAGAGCACCAGGACAUCCAGGCACAAGAACAGUUUCGACCCUCAGGCCAUUUUCCACAUGAACAAUUAAACUGCCUCAGGACUCUUUAAUUCAAUAACUACAUUCCCCUACAUUGCACAUACAUUACCAUUUGUGAUAUUAUUUGUGUCUAUUUAUACUCUUACCUUGUUUUAUAUUCUGUGUCUCACUGUAAUGCAUUUGUUUCAUAUCCUGAGCUGAUGCCAAUACACAAUUUGUCUCAUUUCAGCUGUGGCUCAGGUGGUACAGGUAUAGCUGGUCGGCCACUAAUCGCAGGGUUGGUGGUUCGAAUCCUGGCCCACGACUCCACAUGCCGAUGUGUCCUUGGGCAAGACACUGAACCCCAAGUUGCUCGCAAUGGCAGGAUAGCAUCUUGCAUGGCAGCUCUGCCACCAUUGGUGUAUGAAUGUGAAUGUGUGUGUGAAUGGGUGAAUGAGUCACAGUGUAAAUUUUGUGAACCAGGAAACAAAUUGUCCCAUGUUGACUAAUGUAUAUCAAAUUGGUGCAUUUAUAAAACAAAAUAUGUUGGUACCUCUAUCAGAGAGGAUGUGUCAGUAUGUUGUUAUAGUAGUUUCAGCUGUUCAUGUUUGUACGUGUUUACGGUUUGCCCGAAACUCACGAAAACGUGGCAUAUUUCACCCAAAAACCAAAAGAUUGAAGUCUGGAAACUGAUAGCAUUUCAAGAGUUGUACUUGCUGUAUUAGGUUUGAUAAACCAGGAACAAAGUUUUAAGGACUGGAUAAUUUUUUUUUCUUUUGUUCUUUUUCUUUUUGACAGAGAAGAAAUAUACUCAAUAAAAAUUCACCACAGCUUAUUAUAAAAAUAGUUCAAUUAGCCACACACUUACACAUGACUUACAUAUCCGGUCUGUAAAAGAUUGACAUUAAUUCUUCCAAACUGACGAGUCUAGUUCUUUCUUCUCCCCCUGCUUUUUAUUUAGUAAUGUUUAAAUGGGCCAUAUUUUUUUAUAUCAAAACAUUAGGUCAUAAUAUCAAACUAGUCUUUUUCCUAAUGCAAAUAACAUGGUUACAAAUACACCAAAAACUUUCAUAUUUAAGGGUCAUUGACAAAUACAAAUUUGAAAUCUUUUAAAAAUCUAGUUUAAAACACUUUGUCAAGUUUGUAAAAAUGGAGACUUUGUGUCCAUGUUGGUUUUUAUAGGUUUAAAGGGUUUCUGAAAACCAUUUAGAGCAACCCCCCCCGCCCAAAUAAAUAAA